Molecule: messenger RNA, 1515 nt
Organism: Salvelinus namaycush (lake trout)
Lineage: Eukaryota; Metazoa; Chordata; Actinopteri; Salmoniformes; Salmonidae
Product: protein ABHD8-like
Exons: 6
Coding region: 1-1515 (504 amino acids)
Molecular function (GO): catalytic activity
Source: RefSeq, a predicted model, not a curated record
AUGCUGACCACCUUUUUGGACGGCCUUCUCUGCUGCCUGACGGGGAAGUCGGCCAACGUUGUGGUUCCCAUAGAAACCUCAGAACCCGCUGAUGGCUACGAGUUUGUGGAGGUCAAACCAGGUCGCGUCCUGAGGGUCCGACACGUCAUCCCGGAGCGGGAGGUGGAGGAAGAGCCCAGCGGGCCAGGGGGAAGCGUCCACUGCAAGAGGAAGAUCACAGUGUAUCGUAACGGACAGCUACUGAUAGAAAACCUGGGGGAUGCGGUGAGACAGGAGCUGUUACAUGCUCCGAACGGAGAAGCAGAACCCAACUGUACAGUAGAGGUAGAGCUCGCAGACCCACCUUCCAAUCCAACUCCCAAUCCUGACACCAAAGUGGACAAGACAGGGUCAGUGGUUGGGACAGGGGGAAGUGGGGCAGGGGGAGCGGCAACAGCUCCACCCCGGAAGCGACGGCGGAAGCCCAAGCGCACAGUGGUGAUCGACAGCGAGAGGAAGAUCACAUCAUGUAAGGGGACACACGCGGACGUGGCACUGUUCUUUGUGCACGGUGUGGGCGGCUCGCUGGACAUCUGGGGCAGUCAGCUGGACUUCUUCUUCCGUCUGGGCUAUGAGGUCAUCGUGCCAGAUCUGGUAGGUCACGGGGCGAGCUCGGCGCCCCAGAUCGCGGCGGCAUACACGUUCUAUGCCCUGGCCGAGGACAUGAGGGCCAUCUUUAAGAGAUAUGCACGGAAAAGGAACAUUCUCAUCGGACACUCUUAUGGUGUGUCAUUCUGUACAUUCCUGGCCCAUGAGUACCCCGACCAGGUCCACAAGGUGGUGAUGAUAAACGGAGGAGGCCCCACAGCCCUGGAGCCCAGCCUUUGUUCCAUCUUCAACCUGCCCACCUGCGUCCUGCACUGCCUCUCCCCCUGCCUCUCCUGGAGCUUUCUCAAGGCUGGGUUUGCCCAUCAGGGUGCGAAGGAGAAGCAGCUGUUGAAAGACAACAAUGCUUUCAACGUGUCCUCCUUCGUGCUGCGUGCCAUGAUGAGUGGCCAGUACUGGCCAGAGGGCGACGAGGUGUACCAUGCAGAGAUCACUGUGCCCAUCCUACUGGUGCACGGCAUGUACGACAAGUUUGUGCCCGUGGAGGAGGAUCAACGCAUGGCAGAGAUCUUGCUGCUGGCCUUCCUGAAGAUAAUCAAUGAGGGCAGUCACAUGGUGAUGAUGGAGUGUCCCGAGAGCGUCAACACCCUCCUGCACGAGUUCUUCCUCUGGGAGCCAGACUCCGCUCCUAAAUCUAAACCACGACCUGAAACCGCCAAUGCCCCCACUGCAUCCAACGGGGGAGACUCUUGUGAGGGAGAGGAGUUUGAGUCCAUUGCUGAGGAGAUAAAGGACCAGUGCGACUCCUUGAUUGCCGGGAACAACGAGGGCAAGUCCGAUGCCCCUAUUGCCGAGGAGAUCCAGUCCGACUCCUCCGUUUCCGAGGAGAUCCAGUCCGACUCCUCCGUUUCCCGAGGAGAUCUAGGCUGA